GUAAUGCACCGCCUGGCUUCCUGAAGAACUCAGUGCAGAUCUACCCACCUGUAAAACAAUGUCACUUCUCCUACUGUGUCCUAACAGCUUGUUCUGGGUGCUGUCAAGGCACAUUAGAUUCCAUCUGUUCAACACUGGAAAUUCAUUCAAAACAUUUUUCCAGGCUUUCUGGUGGCUGCUGUUGGGAAUAAUCCUACUUUGCUCCCCAGCACAUUGUUCUGUUUUUAAAAUUGGACUGCUUGGACCCUGGAACUGUGACCCCUUCUUUUCCAAAGCCUUUCCCCAUGUGGCUGCCAGAUUAGCAGUGGGACGGAUAAGCAAAGAUCCUUCACUAGAUCUUGGCCACAGGCUGGAUUAUGUAGUCCUUCAAGAAGAAUGUGAGACAUCAAGAGCUCUGGUUAGAUUAAUUGACUUUGAAAAGCUUUCCUCAGCUUUCAUAGGCCCUCUGAACCCUGGUUUCUGUGAGGUGGCUACACUUUUAGGGGAAAACUGGAAUAAAGCCAUCUUCUCAUGGAUGUGCAUCAAUUAUAAACUGGAUUCCACCAUCCACCACCCUACAUUUGCAAGGACCCUGCCCUCUCCAACCCGAGUUUUGUUUACAAUAAUGAAAUACUUUAACUGGGCUCAUGUUGGCAUCAUUGCUUCCAACGAGGUUAUUUGGAUGGCCACAGCUAACAAGUUAGCGAGUGCACUUAGGAACCAGGGGCUUCCUGUGGGCAUUGUUACAUCCGUGCGUAAAGGAGAAAAAGGCAUUGAAGACACCUGGAAUGAGAUUAAAGAAGUUGACGGCAUUAGAAUAAUACUCCUGUGCAUGCAUUCUGUGCUCAUUGGAGGAGAGGAACAGGCUACCUUACUCACAAAAGCUCUGGAAAUGGGACUAGCAGAUGGAAGAUACGUCUUUGUUCCAUAUGACACUUUACUGUACAGUCUUCCUUACCAAAACAACUCAUUCAGUGUUUUUGAUAAAGACAGCAAGCUGCAGGAAGCAUAUGAUGCUGUGCUGACUAUCACGCUGGAGUCUGGAGAAAGGACUUUCUAUGAUGCAUUCAGGGAAGCUAAAGAAAGUGGUGAAAUAACCACAGAUUUGGAAGCCACCCAGGUUUCUCCACUUUUUGGAACAAUCUAUGAUGCCAUUUACUUCAUGGCAGUGGCUAUAGACAGUGCUCGGAGGAAAGGAGUUAGACUUUCAGGAGCUAAAAUAGCUGAGCACACAAAAAACUUCAGUUUCCCUGGAUUUAGUCACUUGGUAGAGACAGACAACUGUGGGAAGGGGCUCAGCAACUACGUGGUACUGGACACAGAUGGUCGUGGGAACCAGCUUUUCCCAACCCACUUGCUGGACAUGUCUUCAGACUCCGUGAAGUCCCUAGGCCAAGCCAUCCACUUUCCCAGGGCAGCUCCACCCAAACCAGACUCCAGCUGUUGGUUUGAUCCAGAUGUUCUCUGCUCUGGAGGGAUUGAGCCUACAGUCAUGAUUUUGGGAGUAAUGCUGAUGUUUGCCCUGGUGCUUUGUGCUGUGGGCCUGGCUUCUCUCAUCAGGCAUAGUAUCCUGAACAGCCAGCUAUUCAGGGGACCUAAUAAGAUAAUACUGACCUUGGAUGACCUCGUCUUCAUCAACCCAGAGCUACAUAAAAAGAGGCUGACCUUGGAUAGUCUGACUGAUGCAAACAGCUUAGCAGUCGACGGCAGAAGCCUGAAAUCUGUAACCCGCUCCUCGUCCUUGAAAAGUGCAGCUGCCACCCACGAAACCUCCAAUGUGGCUUUGUAUGAGAUGAUAUAG
Messenger RNA from Phalacrocorax carbo (great cormorant), 1780 nucleotides. Lineage: Eukaryota; Metazoa; Chordata; Aves; Suliformes; Phalacrocoracidae. The record is from RefSeq and is a predicted model, not a curated record.